Arabis nemorensis is the source of this 180-nucleotide messenger RNA. The record is from the annotation of a GenBank genome assembly. Lineage: Eukaryota; Viridiplantae; Streptophyta; Magnoliopsida; Brassicales; Brassicaceae.
AUGCCGAUAUGGUGCCAAGAAAGGUGCAGGCUCUCGAGUCGACCGAACCUUUGUCAUCGAGCUUGCGGUACUUGUUGCGCUAGGUGCAAUUGUGUGCCGCCUGGCACGUAUGGAAACUACGACAAAUGCAAGUGCUAUGCUAGCCUCACAACCCACGGUGGUCGCCGCAAGUGCCCGUAA